Messenger RNA from Schistosoma turkestanicum, 2940 nucleotides. NCBI's taxonomy places the organism in Eukaryota, Metazoa, Platyhelminthes, Trematoda, Strigeidida, Schistosomatidae. The record is from the annotation of a GenBank genome assembly.
GGCAGAUGUGACUUCUCAGUUGCGGACACCUUGGAAGGAUGAUUCUUGAGGAAGCUGCAAAUAAAGAAAUUUGGAUUGCCGUUGGUUUUGUUGACGUGAUAGCGUGACCACAGAACGCAGGCGACAGAAUCCCGAGAUCGGUCAUGCGUGGCAUUUGUAUGGUAAGUUUGUGAUGUAUUAUUAUGAAGGGUCUUGAAGAGGACUUGUGACGGGAGACGGUAAUCCGUGAAACGAGGAUAGAUGUGAGAAUUUUCGUGUCGAGAUUUCCUAACUGCGUCUUGACUAGUUCACGCCUAAAUGUGAUAUAAGGAAUACGAUAUGAAACUUCGUCGAAACAACAUAUUGAACCGGUCGUCUAAAAUAAUAGCGGUAAAUAUCACCUACUAAACACGUCUCAGUCUCAACUAUCAACUUUUUUUAUUUUAAGUAUGACAAAUUGAUUUGUAAGUCCCUUUUGCUAUUAAUAGUCUGAUUACGACAACGAACAUGAUGAUGCUGUAGAGAAAAUGUCUGAGGAAACUAUUUCACUCGGUGAAGAAUUUCAACGUUCUCGUGAAGAACAAUUUAGUCCGGAAACGGACAUUAGAUCGACUGAAUCAGUUUUGGAGAAACCUAACUUCCACAUUGAAGAUGGUGAUGCAGAAUCAAACAUAUCUGAGGAAUUCAAUUUACUCGCUGAAGAACUUCAACGUCUACGUGCCCAUCUAUUGAAUUUGGAAAGAAAACAGAAAUCAAAUGAAUUAGCUUCAGAUAAGGAUAAUUGGUCGAUGAAAGAAGAAGAUGGUGUAUUGUCUGAAAAUGAACUAAGUAUAGAAGAAGAGAGACGUUGUGCAAUUGAACAGUCAGGCAAAGCCUGUGCAGAAAUAAGUGUUCUGAUGACUAAUUUCCACAAUGUAUAUGGCACGACUCAUGGUAAAAUGUCACAAGAUCUUACUGCGAUCGCUGGAGAGCUCGAACGUCUACAUACAGACCUAGUAAAAUUGGAAAAGAAAAGUAAAUCGACUGAAUCACUUCAUGAGAAAUCUGACUUGGAAAAUUCACAUGGUCAUGCCAAAUCAAACAUGUCAGGUGAACUUAAUUUACUCGCUGACGAACUUCAGAAUCUACAUUCAGACCUUAUGCAUUUGAAAAAGAAACAAAGACGAAGUGACUUAACUCCGCAGAAGUCGAUCAUCAAAAGUGAACAACAUAAUGAGCAAAAUGUCAAAAAUGAACGUCGUAAUGAGCAGCAUCACGUUAGAAUUGAACAACAUGAAGCUACCAUCAAAAGUGAACAUCGUAAUGAGCCUACCGUUAAAAAUGAACGUCGUAAUGAACCUACCGUCAAAAGUGAACAUCGCAAUGAGCCUACCGUCAAAAGUGAACGUCGUAAUGAGUCUACCGUCAAAAGUGAACGUCGUAAUGAGCCUAACGUCAAAAGUGAACAUCGUAAUGAGCCUACCGUCAAAAGUGAACAUCGUAAUGAGCCUACCGUCAAAAGUGAACGUCGUAAUGAGUCUACCGUCAAAAGUGAACGUCGUAAUGAGCCUACCGUUAAAAAUGAAUAUCGUAAUGAGCCUACCGUCAAAAGUGGAUAUCGUAAUGAGCCUACCGUCAAAAGUGAACAUCGUAAUGAGCCUACCGUCAAAAGUGGAUACCGUAAUGAGCCUACCGUCAAAAGUGAAUAUCGUAAUGAGCCUACCGUCAAAAGUGAAUAUCGUAAUGAGCCUACCGUCAAAAGUGAACAUCGUAAUGAGCUUGCCGUAAAACGUGAACUUCGUAACGAGCUUACCGUCAAAAGAGAACAACGUAAUGAUCCUAACGUCACAGGUGAACAUCAUCAUCAUCAUACACAAGAGAAAAUGUCAGAGGAACUUCAUUUCCUUGCUGGAGAACUUCAACGUCUACAUUCAGAUCUAUUAACUUUGGAAACGAGACAAAAAUCAAAUGAAUUAGCUAUAGAGAAAUCUGGCUUCAAUAAUGAACAUGAUAAUACUGAAGCGAAUGUGUCAGAGUCACUGAAUUUACUGCGUGAAGAACACGAGCGACUGCAUGCAGAUCUGCGAAGUUUGGAAAUGAAACAAAAACCAAUUGAAUCAGCUGAAGCAGAUACUGAUCCAUUGAAUCAGACAAUAACGUUGGAACGUCAACCAUUACAUGAAAAAUUGAAUCAAUUCAGUAUUGACAAAAGUAAAUUGGAAGAAACCAAACAGCAAUUAGGAAUCGUUAGAUGUCAUCUUGUUCGAGGACAAGAAAUUUUAGCACGUCGUGAAAAUUACUUGGAUGAUAGAGAAAUUGAAUUAAAUAAACGCAAUCAAGUUUUAAAUGAAACAGUAAAACUUUUAAAAGAAUCUGAAACUCGACAUCGUUGUUUACAUGAUGUACAAAUUGGUCUGUUCAAUGAAUUAAAAGAAGGAUAUCGUAGAUUGCGCAAAGCUGAAAAACAACUUAUUAUCGAGAAAAGACGAUUAGCACAACAAUCCGUAUGUGAGAGUUGUCGUGCACUAAGUAAUAUGAAUAAUUCUUCAUGUUAUCUACACCGUAAUACAUCAAACAAAACAGAUCAAAAACGAUUAAUGAAUAUGGAUGGAAAUAGUAAAGCAAUAAGCAAUGAUUCAUGGUCUGAUAUGUCACCGUUGCAUGUGUCUCAAAUGUCUUUUAUAAUGUGAGUAGUAAAUAAAGGAAUAUUUGAAAUUUGUGCAGCUUUAUGAAUUCUAUAUCAUUCCUAUUAUAUAAUCUUCUCUGGAGGGCAGCAGUUUUUGUCAUUCAAAUGCCCUGGUAUCGUGAGAUUGUGGUGAAAAUACUCUCAGAUGGCCGCAUCUAAUUACUCACUGACAGGAACUCCUACUCACUGCCUUCUAGAGUGGGAGUGUGGUUGUUGAAAUCAAAAGGACGAAAAGCAAAUGUUCUAUGAGGUUUAAACUGGGUUGGUGGAUACGAAGAAUCUACCCAGAAUAGUUG